Oncorhynchus nerka (sockeye salmon) is the source of this 1238-nucleotide messenger RNA. RefSeq names its product tubulin-specific chaperone E-like. The transcript has 5 exons. The coding region runs from base 387 to 695 and encodes 102 amino acids. The record is from RefSeq and is a predicted model, not a curated record. NCBI's taxonomy places the organism in Eukaryota, Metazoa, Chordata, Actinopteri, Salmoniformes, Salmonidae.
AAAGUUCAAGGGGGCCGAAUACUUUCGCAAGGCACUGUAACUCAAUCCUUUAUCUCCCCUCUCUAAACCCUACACAUACACUCCCUUGUGCUUACACACAAACACACUGACAUACAUACAACGAUAAAAAUCACACAUUCGCAGACAUGCACUCUUACAAUCUCAUUCACUCACUGACACACUCAUUGACACACACACACACACUCAGUGGUCGGUAAUAAACGAGCUAGAGAAGCUGCAGAGCCCCCUGCUGAGCAGUGAGAGGAACUCCGGCACAGCCAUGCAGCUGCUCAUCGCCAGGGUGGGCCCGGCUGGAGGCCCUCAACAGGGGAACGCUGUAGGUCCUGCCUGAGAACAGGAGGGGGGCGGAGCUGGACUACUGCAAGAUGUUCGGGCUAGAGUGGCUGGCAUCCGGGGGACACCGAGACCCCCAGCAGAACCGCCCCAGUGCUGAAUUCACCGCACAGCACCCCCGCUAUCAGAGUCUCAUACAGAAAUAUGGAGCUCCAGAAGUGAGCGAACUGAAGAAGCAGGAGCCAUUUGCACUGAAAAAUCAGCUCUUAAAGGGAGUCCUCCUCACUUCUCUUAAGCCUACUUUCUACAGAAUGCAAGAUUCCAUGAUCGUUCAGAAAGUGAAGGGGCUGCUCUACAGACUGCUAAAGAUACCGGGUGCUGAGUUGAAACUCCUACACUAGCUCAACGAUGGAGGGCAAAGAGAUUGAGAUCGACAACGACCUGAAACCGCUGCAGUUCUACUCCAUCGAAGACGGAGACAAAGGCCCUUGUCCGCUGGUUGUGAUCAGCAAAGGUCCGGAUUGGUUGCCUGAUGACUGAAACGGAAUUCUUCUGUUUCCGUGGCAUAACGUUUGGGUAGCCAGGCAACCGGAUUGGAAGUUUAAGCGAUAUUCCGAAAUCCAUGAGAUAAAUGUACAGCACUAAAACCUGGACGAAAACACAGUGCAAUAUCUAUUCAGCCAGAGGAGACCAAUCGAUGUAGGAGAAGGAAACACUUGGGUUGUGUUCAUUUGGCACGAAACGAAAGAGAACGGUUCAAAACUAAGUGAAACGGGAAGAGAACAUCUGAACUUGUCCAAUAAGAGACCCUAGUGUCAUGUGCCCCUUAGUGCACACUUGGGUUGUGUUCUAUGUGAACAAUUUGUGUAUUUGUAUUUAUUAGGAUCGUAUCAACAGCUUACAUCAUAAAUAAAACAAUCAUGUAAUAAACUAUUACAAAAUUA